Erigeron canadensis is the source of this 1443-nucleotide messenger RNA. Its product is annotated as sugar transporter ERD6-like 7. The transcript is spliced from 16 exons. The record is from RefSeq and is a predicted model, not a curated record. Gene Ontology annotation, biological process: carbohydrate transport; transmembrane transport. Gene Ontology annotation, cellular component: membrane. NCBI's taxonomy places the organism in Eukaryota, Viridiplantae, Streptophyta, Magnoliopsida, Asterales, Asteraceae. Gene Ontology annotation, molecular function: sugar transmembrane transporter activity. Bases 1 to 1395 code for a protein of 464 amino acids.
AUGGCUGAUCAAGACGAUAUUCGAACUCCGUUGGUGCCUCAAAUCAUCGAUGAAAAACAAGUUAGCAAAGAGAACAACUUCAUGGUCUAUCUCAGCACAUUUGUUGCUGUUUGUGGCUCUUUCGCCUUUGGAGCAUGUGCGGGUUACUCGUCGCCUAUACAAUCAGCUAUCACAGAAGAUCUAAAGUUGUCACUAGCUGAGUAUUCGCUGUUUGGCUCAAUUUUGACAUUUGGUGCAAUGAUUGGGGCAAUAACGAGUGGACCCAUCGCUGACAUAGUUGGUCGCAAAGGGGGUUUGAGGAUAUCUAGUGUUUUCUGUUCGGCAGGAUGGCUAGCAAUUUACUUUGCAGAGGGACCUUUGGCACUGGAUAUCGGACGACUGGCAACAGGAUACGGGAUGGGAAUGUUUUCUUAUGUUGUACCUGUAUUCAUAGCAGAAAUAUCACCCAAAAAUCUUCGGGGCAGGUUGACAGCAGCGAAUCAGCUUAUGAUCACUGCAGCGGUGUCGCUUUCCUUCAUCAUUGGGACCAUGAUACCAUGGAGGAUCUUGGCCCUGAUAGGAUUGGCUCCAUGCAUAAUUUUGGUGAUGGGAUUGUUUUUCAUACCUGAGUCUCCGAGAUGGCUGGCUAAGACAGGCAACCAGAAAGAGUUUUGGGUUGCACUUAGAAAACUUCGAGGGAAAGAUGUCGAUAUAUCUGUAGAGGCGGCUGAAAUCCAGGAUUACAUAAAAACGCUAGAAAGGCUCCCAAAAGCAAAAGUAUUUGAUCUAUUUCAGAAAAGAUACUCACGAUCUGUCAUUAUAGGAGUUGGGUUAAUGGUAUGCCAACAAUUUGGAGGAAUCAAUGGCAUCGUUUUCUACACGAGUAGUAUAUUUGAGUCUGCAGGAUUUCCUGCUGAUCUUGGAACAAUAAUGUAUGCUUUGUUACAAAUCAUGAUUACAGCGCUAAUUUCACUCUUUGUAGACAAAGCCGGUAGAAAGCCACUUUUACUGAUUUCCGGGACAGGCCUGGUUUUGGGAUGUCUUCUGGUAGCACUUUCGUUCUUCUUGAAGAGUUAUGAAAUUGGACUAUCAGCAGUACCUGCACUUGCCGUAUCUGGAAUGAUGUUGUAUAUAGGCUCGUUUUCAGCUGGAAUGGGAGCAAUUCCAUGGGUUAUAAUGUCCGAGAUAUUCCCUAUUAAUAUAAAAGGAGUGGCUGGAAGCCUCGCGACUUUGGUAAACUGGUUUGGUGCAUGGGUUAUGUCAUAUACAUUCAAUUUUCUAUUGAGCUGGAGUUCAUAUGGAACGUUCAUCAUCUACGCAGCGAUCAAUGCAGGUGCAAUUGUGUUUGUGAUUAAAAUGGUGCCCGAAACUAAAGGAAGAACACUAGAACAAAUACAAGCUUCCAUCAAUGGCUAGAAUAAACUAGGAUAUGAUAGAAGGAAAUCAUGGUUACAAACUCAUCAA